GAAGCUCCGGCUGAGCUUACAGGAUCCUCAAAUACGUUUAACGAGAUUUUAUUUAAGCCGUGUAACCGAGUCGCGGCUAAUAGAAUCGGAAUGGACAGAGCUUUAAAUGUUACAAGCACUUUCACACGACAAGACGGAUUACCCCCUCAGAGACAGACACCGGUGAGUAGUCAAGAAAUUGCACCAUCACGCGGACCUCGGCCCAAAGAAGUUCCCAUGCUGGAGUUGGAGAGACUGGGAGACAGGGAAGUGGAGGAUGGUGCUUUUAUAACAGUAGCCGUAAAUCCAUCAAUUCUGCUGUCAGCCAUGAGCUGGGGUACAGCAGCUUCAGCACACCAAUCUCAGCAACAGAAUAUGUCAGAAAGAAAUGCCGCACUGUUUGGGUAUCAGUCACCACAGUCCAGCUGCAGAGGCCAGCCACUGAGCAGACCACCUAGCAAUCACAAACCAAACAUGGAGACCCAGUACUCUGAUGAGCUCAGCCAAACCCAGACUAACAUCCACACUAGAAGCAGGAAACUGGAGGCAGAGGGUCUAAGUGUGGAGAAGAGAAAACAAGCCGUGAUUGAACAGAUGAUGGUGGACCAGCUCUCCAGGGCUGUCAUCAGUGACCCAGAGCAGAACACUGCUAACCAGUUUGAUGUUUCAGCACGCCAUAGACGGACUCUCCAUCAUACCAUGGUGAAAACUCAGAAAUCUUUAACAGAGAACCUCUUAUCCCACAAACUCUGUUUUCAUGCCAGAAUUUUAUCAAGAUGUGGACGUGAGGCGUGUCGAGAGCUCACUGGGUUUUUCUUUACAUGUGAUCACACCCUGACAGUGUAUGAGUAUCGCAGCUUUGGAAAAAACAGGUGCAGUGCAUUGCCUUUUAUUGCUCGAGGUGUCUACAGGACCCGAGGGCGGCCUUACUGUCUAGCAGAUCUCUCACAGGGUGCGGAUCUGCGGUUCAGCACAGAUAUGCCACAUCUGCCCGAAAGCCUGAAACAGUGGCCAUAUCUGACCCUGAGAGUUACAGAUGUGGAUGAGGAGACCAAGAGGACACUACUGGCCCAGUCUGGAGAAAGGGAAUAUUGUCUUUCUGAGGAAGAAAGCAAUGAUCAGAAGACCUUAAGGGCAGUUCAAGUGGCUGUACGUGAUAGACUGAGGGGUCGUGCUAUCUCAACUCUGAUUAGUCUUGGGAGAAGACUGAAGAGUUUAGACCUAAAGAACAAGGGUCUCAUUGGCAAAGAUGAGCUCAGGGAGUGUCUGAUGGAGGAACUGAGUCUUAGCAAGCAGGACUAUGAUGCUGUAUGGAGGACUGUGGGCCAGCAGGGAGGGCCAUUGGUGGACUAUGCUGAGAUGAUGCGUGCUGUUACCGGGGAGAUGAGUGAGAUCAGAAAAGCCAUUUUUAUAAAGGUUUAUGUGAAACUUGACCCAAAUAAAACUGGCUAUAUUUCUCUGAUUGAUAUUGAGAAAUUCUACUCGGCCAAAGUGAACCUGCAUUUGGAGCAUGACAUGAAAAUAGACAUCCUGACUUGUAUGCGAGACCCAGGAAGGGUCACUAAAGAUGUCUCUUAUGCUGAAUUUGAGGACUAUUAUCAAGGACUGAGCAUUGAAAUCUCCAAUGACCAGGAGUACAUCAACAUUCUGAAGAGCACAUGGGGCAUCUGACUUGUGUGACCUGUGAGUGUGUAGAAAGGAAAGAUGACUAGCCUGGUUACCAUGAAUAAAACAGUGAAGAGGACGAAAAUGCUGUUGCAGGUACGUUCCCAUCUUGCAUAAUUAAACAUCUUCCCAGACUGACAAAGAGGAACACAGACCAGUUAAAUCAGUUAACCCCCUAAACUGGAAGCCUGUUAAUUGAUCUUAAAUGUUAUUAUUUCUAUGUAGCUGACAGUGGGGCCUAAAAGGCUAUAAUUUUUGUUAAAUAAAAUAAUCAUGCUUUUAUUGAAACUUUGCAAGUUUUGUUUUACUACUCUUAUUGUUGAGUUUUGCUUGGGAACAAAAUGUUUAUUUCCUGAACGACCCAACAAAAAUGGUCCAGCCAGGAUUUUCUUUUCAUUGUAUCUAGGA
Messenger RNA from Pygocentrus nattereri (red-bellied piranha), 2052 nucleotides. RefSeq names its product calcyphosine 2 (gene caps2). The transcript is spliced from 17 exons. Bases 91 to 1650 code for a protein of 519 amino acids. The record is from RefSeq and is a predicted model, not a curated record. Lineage: Eukaryota; Metazoa; Chordata; Actinopteri; Characiformes; Serrasalmidae.